AUGGCGACGAAGAAGAGCGUUGGAUCACUGAAGGAAGCUGAUCUGAAAGGGAAGAGGGUGUUCGUGAGAGUGGAUCUCAAUGUCCCGUUGGACGAUAACUUCAACAUCACCGACGACACAAGGAUUCGCGCUGCCGUCCCUACCAUCAAGUAUCUGAUUGAGAAUGGCGCUAGAGUCAUCCUUUCCUCCCAUCUGGGACGUCCAAAAGGUGUCACCCCUAAGUACAGCUUGAAGCCUCUCGUGCCCAGAUUGUCUGAACUGCUUGGCCUUGAGGUCAAGAUGGCAGAUGAUUGCAUUGGUGAAGAAGUCGAGAAACUGGUUGCUUCCCUGCCAGAAGGAGGUGUUCUGCUCCUGGAGAAUGUCAGGUUCUACAAGGAAGAGGAAAAGAAUGAUCCUGAGUUCGCCAAGAAGUUGGCAUCUCUUGCAGACUUGUAUGUUAAUGAUGCUUUCGGAACUGCCCAUAGAGCCCACGCUUCCACUGAAGGAGUAGCCAAGUAUUUGAAGCCUGCUGUGGCCGGAUUUCUGAUGCAGAAGGAGUUGGAUUACUUGGUGGGAGCUGUAGCGAAUCCGAAGAAGCCAUUUGCUGCCAUUGUUGGUGGUUCGAAGGUUUCGACCAAAAUUGGUGUCAUUGAGUCCUUGUUGGCUAAGGUUGACAUCCUCUUGCUCGGUGGUGGUAUGAUCUUUACAUUCUACAAGGCCCAAGGGUACUCUGUUGGAUCUUCGCUUGUUGAGGAGGAUAAGCUUGACCUUGCCCUAUCCCUCAUGGAGAAGGCCAAGGCUAAAGGAGUAUCCCUUUUGCUUCCCACAGAUGUUGUCGCUGCUGACAAGUUCGCUGCCGAUGCAAACAGCAAGAUUGUUCCAGCUUCUGGAAUCCCCGAUGGGUGGAUGGGUUUAGAUAUUGGACCUGACUCGAUCAAGACAUUCAAUGAAGCCUUAGACACCACUCAGACCAUCAUUUGGAAUGGUCCCAUGGGUGUUUUUGAGUUUGACAAGUUUGCUGCAGGAACUGAGGCUAUAGCCAAGAAGUUGGCCGAGCUCAGUGGCAAGGGGGUGACAACUAUCAUCGGAGGUGGUGACUCUGUUGCUGCUGUGGAGAAGGUUGGACUUGCUGAUAAGAUGAGCCAUAUCUCAACUGGAGGUGGUGCAAGCUUGGAACUCCUUGAAGGAAAACCGCUACCCGGAGUUCUUGCUCUCAAUGAUGCUUAA
Oldenlandia corymbosa var. corymbosa is the source of this 1206-nucleotide messenger RNA. The record is from the annotation of a GenBank genome assembly. Lineage: Eukaryota; Viridiplantae; Streptophyta; Magnoliopsida; Gentianales; Rubiaceae.